AUGCCGCCGCAGAAGAAUCCGCCGGCCACCUUUACGGCGAAGGAGAUGAAGGCGCUUUGGCGUCCUCGCUUCCGGGAAGACCCGGAGCGAUAUUAUCCUCGAGUGGUUUUUGAUGACUUUGGCUUCAAGCGGCACAUAUGUCCAAAGUGCGGCACACUAUAUUGGCGCCGCACAGAGCUCCGCACGAUCUGUGGGGACUCAGAGUGCCUUGGAGAAUAUUCCUUCUUCGAUAAGCCUGAGCGUAAGGAUGACCCCUGGUCUAUGCGUCGUGUCUGGAACUCUUUUGCCCAAUCGUUUACACAAACCACUCCAGCUCAUACUAUUGUUCCUCGCUACCCCGUCGUUGCUAGAUGGCGCGAUGAUUGCGAGUUCACGGCCGCUGGGAUUCAAUGCUAUCAGCCUUUCUGUGUGACAGGGGAAAUUGAACCCCCUGCCAACCCGUUGAUUCAACCGCAGCUCUGUUUGCGCUUUAACGAUCUUGAUUCUAUUGGGCUUUCUGGACGUCAUUAUUCCGGAUUCACUAUGCUUGGCAUCCAAGUCUUCAAUACGAGCACAAAGUACGUUUAUUUCAAGGAGGAAAUUAUACGCUUCAACCUCGAAUGGCUUCAGACCAUGGGCAUAGACCUGGAUGAAGUGACCUUGAUAGCAGACGUAUGGGCUGGUGGUGGAAAUUUAGGCCCCUGUGUGGAGUACUUCAUGCAUGGCUUGGAGGUGGGCAACAUGGUUUUUAUGGAAUUCAAGGCGUUCGCGGAUGGAACCAUUGAGCCCCUUCCUGUCCAGGUUGUGGACGUCGGAAUUGGUCUAGAACGGAUUCCGUGGCUUCUUAAUCGCUCCGUCACCUCCUACAUUACCGCGUUCCCAACUGCCCUUAAGCAAAUGUCGCAACUCAUUGGUAUUACGGAUGAUGUAAUCAAUGGGGAUGUGUGGAGACGCUUUGGUCGCUAUUCCUGCCUGCUUAACAUAGAUGAGGUCAGUGAUAUCUCUCAGGCAUGGGCGCUUAUAAAGGAACGCACGGGGCUCACGACAGAAGACAUCACCAACGUGAUAGAGCCUGUUAGGCAGAUGUAUAUAGUGCUCGAUCAUCUACGCUCUCUCAUGGUUGCAAUCCAGGACGGGGCGCUUCCAUCAAAUGUUGGUGGGGGCAAUAACUUACGCAACGUUCUGCGCCGUGUCUUUCACAUACUUGUUAGCCGAGGAUGGUGGGAUGCAAUAGGAGGCAUUGACGGGCUUUGUCAGAUCAUAGACUAUCAUCGUCAAGACUUGGAGGAGGUCCACGGCGCCGGGUCGUUUCCCCCCUUCAAGCCUUUACGCGCAGUCUUAGAACUAGAAUAUACCCGGUGGACUACCACAGAUAAGGACGCUCGUGACAAGGUCGAAAAGCUUCUGAAGAAAGGAAAGGGACACCUAUCCAUCGAAGACUGGGUUACUAUUGUUACUACAUUUGGACUUAAUGCGGAUCAGGUCUCUGAGUUGACUGGAAUUCCCGUCCCAGAGAAUCUGUACAGUCACGUUGCUGAGCAGCAGGAGAAAAACGCCAUCAAGGUAGCCGUUGCACAGCUUUAUGACACUGUUUCUCUUCCCCCAACUGAUUGCGUUUAUUAUACUAAACCAUAUGGCGAAAAGCUCCGUAAGUUGGCUGACGCGAAGGUGGUCAGUAUAUUUGCCAACAUGGAAGAUAAGUCUAAGGGGAGGAACCUUGUUAUACUGGACAAGACUGUCUUUUAUCCUACUUCUGGGGGCCAGCAACAUGAUACCGGCGUACUCAAGUUUCUUCUUGGAAACGGCAAAAUGAUUAUCCAUGACGUUGUGGACGUAAGAAAGGUGGGCCACUGCGUAAUGCAUGAGUUGAACGCUCCUGUUGCUGACUCAAUUGUCCAGGGAACAAGUGUUUCAAUGGCAAUCGACUCUGCGCGUAGAGAUCAGUUGAUGUGUCAUCACACAGCUGCUCACGUCAUCCACGCUACCGCUAACAAGGUGCUGGGUCCUCAUGUUUGGCAGGCGGGUGCAAAGAAGACAACCGAAGUGGCCACUCUGGAUAUAACACACUAUCGUAGCCUCACCUUCGAUGAGGAGCGUGCCAUCGAACGCGAAGCAAACAGGAUGAUCCGCGAUAACAUUCCGAUAAGAAAGUACCAACUUCCAAAGAACGAAGCUGAAAAGAAGUACGGAUUUUCGCUGUAUCAGGGUGGUGUGGUUCCUGGAUCUACCGUUCGAUGCGUUGACAUAACAGACCAUGAUACAGAGGCGUGUUGUGGGACUCACUUGGAUAAUACCGGAAAGAUAGGGCUGAUUAGAAUCGUCAAAUCAACUCGCAUAUCAGAUGGUGUCGUCCGCCUCACUUUUGUCGCGGGAGAAAGGGCUCUCGACUUCACUGAUACUCAAAGUGAAAUUCUGCAUACACAGAUGGACAGGUGGGGUGUUGAUCAGGCUGGAAUUGUGAAGACAGGCGACAAAUUCUUUACAGCAAUGAAGCGCCUUGAAAAUCUAACUGUCCAGCUGCGUGGCGAACUACUAACUUCAAAUCUGACCUAUGCAGCGACGAGGAUCUCUAGCGCACUCACUGUCUUUGAAGUUUCAGAUGAGUCACCGACUCUGCUUCUAAGCUCUGCAGGAGAGCCGUGUCUCAAACUGCUAGCAGAUGACAAGGGGAUCUUGCAGACAACAGUUGCAUUUAUUGGGGAGACAUUCGUGUUUGCCGUGGGGCCCAGUUCAGGCUACGUCACAGCUAUUGAGCAAGAGGUCUCCAAGAUAUGCUCGUCGUGCAGGACGAAAAAGACUCCUCUUAGGAAGGGAGGAAAGAAAGCGAAGGGCAGCGAUCAGGCGGACGGCGAGAAUGUGCAACUCAUCAUCGUUGGCUUAACUCGCCCGGACACGACGGCUCUCUUGACAGUCUUGCGAAAUGUAGAGUAA
This is a messenger RNA of Giardia duodenalis, 2910 nucleotides long. RefSeq names its product Alanyl-tRNA synthetase. The record is from RefSeq and is a predicted model, not a curated record. Bases 1 to 2910 code for a protein of 969 amino acids. The transcript has a single exon. Gene Ontology annotation, biological process: tRNA modification; alanyl-tRNA aminoacylation. Gene Ontology annotation, cellular component: cytoplasm; mitochondrion. Lineage: Eukaryota; Fornicata; Diplomonadida; Hexamitidae. Gene Ontology annotation, molecular function: nucleic acid binding; alanine-tRNA ligase activity; amino acid binding.